Nomia melanderi (Alkali bee) is the source of this 2568-nucleotide messenger RNA. Its product is annotated as protein spaetzle. Lineage: Eukaryota; Metazoa; Arthropoda; Insecta; Hymenoptera; Halictidae. Gene Ontology annotation, biological process: innate immune response; central nervous system formation. The record is from RefSeq and is a predicted model, not a curated record. Gene Ontology annotation, cellular component: extracellular region. Gene Ontology annotation, molecular function: growth factor activity; Toll binding.
UUAGUACGAUAAAAGAUUUGCGGAGUGGGCAGUCGCGUCUCUGUUGUCCUGCGUCCCCACUUGCCACGAAUUGCCGAUGCACCGGUAGAUCCUUCCUCGUCCCGCCGUUCCCUUGGGUACGGAGCUAAGAUUACGGGCCGUUAAUGUGACGGAAACCGACUGGUACGUGGCGGAAACAGGUCAAUCGCGUCCGAUCGUUCGAACGUGCAGGUUCGCCGAGCGAUCCGUCGACGGUCGAGUCUAAACGCUUCUGACAAUUGUCUUUUGCAUCGGUUAACUUCACGUGUCCGCGUACCGUUGACAACGGUCAGUCUCGCGGUCCAUUUUCCGACGACGUUCACGGUGUGAAUCGGAAAAUCAACUGUACCUUGAGUCGUCGCUAACGAAAAAAGACGCAAGUUCCCUCCGAGGCGCGACGAGUCGCAACGACAGACUGUAAACAGGCGUGAAACAGUGAUCCUUUUCGAGGAACAAGCGGUGUGUGUUUAUCCGAGAAGAUGGAACGAAGAUACGGCGAGCCGAUUCUACCGAUCAUCAAGCUUUGCCUUUUGAUCUUAACGAUGACGCAGAAUAUUCACGGGUAUCCGCACCACGCCACUACGACGACGACGGACGUCGGCCAGUCCGCGGGUCUUACGGGGGAACCGCGGAUAACUGUGAAUCCUGCACUUUCCCGUGAAAUUUCCGAGGAGGACGACGACUCGAGCGAUUCCGAGGAACGGUCCGCCGAUAAUGACGUAUCGAAGAGGAAAGGCCGCAGGGAUACGUCAGGCAGAAGUUUCAGAGAUCUGGAGGAUAUGCAGGCGGAUGGCAAGAUCAUAUUCCCCGAGGACGAUAUUCCUCGACACGUGCCGGCCUGCAAGGGGUCCACGUACUGCGAGAAGGUAGAUUCCUAUCCUGCGAACUUGGUAAGCGAAGCGAUUCAACGAAAUGGAAGCCUCAAGUAUCUGGCAGGUGUUGACGUGCUGUCCGGCAUAGUGCAGAGAAUCGACGCGAUGGACGACGUGCCGCUUUGCAUAUCUACCGAGCAGGUGAUAUUUCCUCAAUCGGCCGAGAACAAGGAUAAUCAAUGGAAGUUUAUUGCCAAUCAAGAUAACUUCAAGCAGGGUGUACGCGUUGAGAAGUGUAGCAACGAGAACACUAGUUGCAACGUGAUCGGCGGACCAGGCGAGGGUUACAGGACAACUUGCAAGCAAAAGUACGUUUAUAGGCAACUUGCGGCAGUGUUGUCCGACGGUACGAUGGUACCGGACACGUUCAAGUUUCCUUCGAGUUGCUGUUGCCACAUCAUGUUCACGGGAAGCCCGUUCACAAGGAUGGGUCAGGUCACACCUGCUAAAACGCGCAGGAGAAAAUGAAUACUCGGGAGUCGCGCGUAACGUGAUCAAUUGUAAAGAGGAGCUCUCUCUGUUAAUACCCGUUUGACUGUUAGAAACGCUUUGAACGGAACGUCGCCGAAUGCAUUUCACAGAAUGAAGUACAAUUCCCUUGAUUAAUGACCUGUAGACAGCGUGAUCGCGUUUUGUUGCAAUGUAACCAGGUGCGUUUGUAAAUACCGGAAUCUCUUCCUUUUUUUUUUAUUUACUUCGGAACUAAGACAUAUGAGGCAGUUCAGUGUAUCUAUAUGACAAUUCACGAACAGAAUAUGCUCGGAACAGUCUAUCGACUUAUCUGGUAAUGACAAAGAAAGGUGAUACAAGACUCGCAGGCGUUUCUUCGAUCAUCCAUGACGAAUGGAUACUUAAAAUAGAAUUGAAAGAACAACACGACUGCCGGUGUACGUAUAUAAUAUGUUUCAUGUUGAGAUACAGUUAUUAUUAGCUGAAUGUACGUAUGCAAUUAUUGACUGUACAGAAUAUUCUUUACCUGUUUUUUAACGCGUGUAGUUGGAUGAUUUUAAGAGAAAGAGAGAGAGAGAGAGAGAGAGAGAGAGAGAGAGCGUGCGAGAGAGAAAGAGAGAAAGAGAGAGAGUGAGAAAAUACUUUGCGCAAGAGGGACAAAACGAGUCUCUGAAGUGAAUGUGGAUAAUCUAUAUCAUGUGAUAUUAUGUGAUAAUAUAGCCAUUGAGAUCAACAUAGUAAUGUAUACGUAGUUUAGAAAUGAUAUCAUUUCUUUUGUACCUGUAGCUUCAACAAUGCGUAUUCUCCUAUGAAACAGAUGAAGCAGCAAUAAAUAACGGUGACAUGAAAACAUAUCUUACUUUGUAUAAUCGUAGAUAACUUCUCCUACAUAAAUUAAAAGAAGAUAAGGAAACAAUUCCUAACGUUUUCGCUUACAGCAUGCGGUUUUUUAUUUUAUUGUUCUUCAUACUCAUGUUGUAUAUGUUGUGUCAAGGGAACUAUGCGACGAAACUUGAUUGACAAGUACACAAAUUUAUUCUUACGCAUUAAAUACAAUACUUAGAGCUAUCGUUUCUUUUAACGUGCAAUGUUUUUCGUAGCUCAUUAAAUGCUUGUACACCAUUAGUUUACAAUUGUCUUCGUCAGAAUUUGAAGUGUAAAUAAAUAUAUAUGAUGUAUACAGAUGACAAUAAAAAGUCUGAGACGUAGAAUGACAUUUUCUGAAUUU